Rotaria sordida is the source of this 2553-nucleotide messenger RNA. The record is from the annotation of a GenBank genome assembly. NCBI's taxonomy places the organism in Eukaryota, Metazoa, Rotifera, Eurotatoria, Philodinida, Philodinidae.
AUGGCUAUACGACACACGGCGAGCAAUCGAUCACUAAAUGGUGCAUCUCUUCCAAAUCGAAAAAGUGCAUCAACAGCGGCAAAUACUUCUAUACAUUCAUCUGGAGUCGAUGAUGAAAAAGCUAUUCCAUUGAAUAGUUUCAAACAAGAAAAACUUGCAGCAGGUAUACGUGCUGCUGAUAAAUAUAAUUAUAGAGAAGCAAUCAAACAAUUUGCUUUAAUUAAACCAGAUACAACAACUUCACUCUAUCUUGCUGGUUGUUCUCGACUUGAACUUCAACAUUAUGCACAAUCACAAGAAGCAGUUGUUGAUUUUACUAAAUGUCUUGAAUUAUUAUCUGAAGAUGAACAAUCACCAUUUGCUUUAGAAUUAUGGUAUAAACGUGCAUUAGCUUAUCAUAAUAUUGGUAAAUAUGACGAGGCUAUCGCAGAUUAUACUGAAUAUAUAAAUCGAUGUAAAUCAUUACGUGAGCCAUAUCAUAAGGGUCUAAUAGCACGAGGAUUGACAUAUCAAGUUAUGUAUGAUCUCGAUAUCGCUCUGAAAGAUAUAAAUGAAGCAAAUACAUUAACAUAUAAUAAAAAUCCAUAUUAUUUAUGUUGUCGAGCAAGUGUUUAUACAUCGAAAAAUGAGAUUGACAAGGCAGUAGCAGAUUUAGAAAGAGCUUCGAAUGUAGGCUGUUAUCAUGAUGUUGAAGGUUUAUUUCAACGCGGAAUUGUUUUAGCUGAAUUAAAUAGACAUAAUGCAGCUCUUGAAGAUUUACAAAAAGCUUUGACACUCAGUAGUAAACCUUCUCAACAAGCAGAUAUUUGUUUUCGAUGUGGUCUUAGCGAAUAUGUUCUAAAUAAUAAAGAACAAGCAUUUCAGUGGCUUUCACGAGCUACUAGUUUACAUCCUUAUCAUGCUCAAGCAUAUUAUCAUUUUGGCAUCAUACAAACAGAAAAAGAACAGUAUAAAGAUGCUUUAAAAACAUUAAAUCGAGCACAUGAUUUAUCACCUCAACAAAGUGAUAUUUUAUUUCAACGAGCAAUUAUUAAUGAACAUCUCGGUAAACUUAAUGAUGCUGCAAAUGAUCGAAAACAUGGAAUAAAACUUAAUAUGACAGAUUUUGCUAUAAUUACAAUGCUUGCAAAUCGUAUAAAAAUAUUACGAAAAGAAAUUAAACAUACUGAUUCAUCAUCACCACGUAGUUAUUUAGAAUUAGCUAUAGCAUAUGAUGGAUUACUUACACGAAAGAAAAAUUUAACAACAAAAUUAGAAUUUUAUAGAGAAGCUAUUUUUGCAUAUGGUACUACUAUUGAAACUGAUACGAAAUAUUUAUAUCCACAAGCACGUGCACUUUUAGCGCUUUGUUAUCAGAAAAUGAAUGAUCUUGUUGUAGCACAUGAAGUACAUUUUGAAUUUUAUAAUGUCUUAUCUAAAUAUAAAGGUGCUGUUUAUCAUUGGAAAACAUAUCUUUUAGAUGUUAAAGAUAAAAUGGAAUCAGGUAAAAUUGAACCACAUUUAGAUCAAAAUGCUAUUAGUCAAUUAAUUCAUAUGGAAACUAAUCGAAGAAAACAAAAUAUUGAUGAAGAAACAUUACAAAAUGAUAUUGAAGAUCAUUAUAAAAAUCAAUUAAUAUUCUAUGAACAAUUACGUAUUGAUCUAUCAAAUAUACUUGCAGCUAUUGCUGUAUUAAAUCUUGAUCGUGACAAUAUUAUCAACAAUGUUGAAGAUACAUCAUAUAAAGUUAGUAAAAUCAUACAAUUAUUAAGUGAAGAUAAAACAUCUAUAUCUGACAUUGAAUCAAUGUUAAAUAGUGAUGACAACGUCAGUACAAAAGUACUUCGAAAAACAGAUUAUAAUAUUAUAAAAAUGAAAUUGAAAUCAAUUGGAAAUGUUGGUAAUAUGACUGAUCAAUUAGAUGUUGCUCAACUUGUUGCUCGACAUUUAUGUACACGUUAUCGUUCACAACUUCUUUGUUUGAAACAUAAUAAUGAUAAUAUUGUCAAUAAUGAACCUACUGUAAAUCAACCAUCAGGUUCAUCAUGGCUCUGUUGUAGUAGUGGUAGUCGUGUAUUUUCUCCAAAAGAGCCAAUAUCUUCGUCGUAUGAAAAUGAUACAUUUAAGAAAAUUGUUACAUUUGCUAUUGCUUUUACCAUUAAGACGCUUAAUAGUGAAACUGUUAAAGCUUCAUCAAAUGAAAAAUCAUCGAGAAGAGAUGCAUUAGCAACAACUCUAGUUUUAAUUAUAUGUCGUGCACAUUUAGAUACUGAUACAAGUCUUUUUUCAUCGUUUCGUCUUAAAAAUGUAUUUCUACCUAUUGACUCGACAGUACUUUCUAAAAUUUUGAAAGAUUCACAACAAACAAUUCCGGAUGAAAAUACAUUGCCUAUAGAAUGGAAUUUAUAUGAUUUAUUUCGAGCACCUGGUAUCUAUUAUCAUUCUGACGGUGAUAUUGGAAAAAUUCGCUACUAUGGUUCAGAUCCAUUAAUGAUGCCAGAUAUAUAUGGUUAUCGAUUAGGAACACGAGAAGAAGUUCAUGUAUUCAAAAAAUUACAUCAAGAAAAUAAAUAA